UGAUACAUUGUACAGCGGAGCAGCGGUGCUGGCUGUGUGGACGAGUGUUGUACUAUUGCACUGUUGAGUGGGGUUUCUUUUUUUUUUUUUUUUAUUUUUGGGGUUUUUUUUUUUUUUUUUUUGGCGUGUUGGAGGAAGAAGACUGAGGUCGAGGGGUGUCCCGAUCGUGGGAGACCAGGGCUGUUUCAGGACAGACUUACUGAGGAUCUUCGAACACAACACACUUGACUGACCGAGAUCCACCGCGCUGGAGAUGUCCGAAAACAAGCCAAAUGACGAGCCCAAGUUGUCGACCACGGAGAGGGUGGUGAAAUCCGUGCCAUUCCCUCCAAGCCACCGGCUCACAGUGAAGGAGGUAUUUGACAGCGAAGGCAAGCCCAAGGUGGACGUUCUCAAGGCCCACCUGACCAAGGAGGGACGCGUGGAGGAAGGCGUCGCCCUCCGACUCAUCUCCGAGGGGGCUGCUAUUUUGAGGUCGGAGAAGAACCUUCUGGACAUUGAGGCACCCGUCACAGUUUGUGGCGACAUCCACGGGCAGUUCUUCGACCUGAUGAAGCUCUUUGAGGUCGGGGGGUCGCCAGCCAGCACACGUUACCUUUUUUUAGGCGAUUAUGUUGACAGAGGAUAUUUCAGUAUUGAAUGCGUGCUGUACCUGUGGGCCUUAAAAAUCCUCUAUCCCAAAACGCUGUUCCUCCUCCGCGGGAACCACGAAUGUAGACAUUUAACAGAGUAUUUCACCUUCAAGCAGGAAUGUAAAAUCAAAUAUUCGGAGCGAGUAUAUGACGCGUGCAUGGACGCCUUCGACUGUCUUCCUCUGGCUGCACUCAUGAACCAGCAGUUCCUGUGCGUCCAUGGAGGCUUGUCGCCCGAAAUCACCAACCUGGACGACAUCAGGAAAUUAGAUAGGUUCAAGGAGCCCCCCGCCUACGGACCAAUGUGUGACCUACUGUGGUCGGACCCCCUGGAGGACUUUGGCAAUGAGAAGACCCAGGAUCAUUUCACGCACAACACAGUGCGCGGCUGCUCCUACUUCUACAGUUACCCUGCCGUCUGCGACUUCCUGCAACACAAUAACUUACUAUCAGUGAUCCGGGCACACGAAGCACAGGAUGCUGGGUACCGGAUGUACAGGAAGAGCCAAACCACAGGGUUCCCGUCACUCAUCACCAUCUUCUCGGCUCCCAACUACCUAGAUGUGUACAACAACAAAGCUGCAGUAUUGAAGUACGAGAACAACGUCAUGAAUAUCCGGCAGUUCAAUUGCUCCCCUCACCCCUACUGGCUGCCCAAUUUCAUGGACGUCUUCACCUGGUCCUUGCCAUUUGUCGGGGAGAAAGUAACCGAGAUGUUGGUCAACGUUCUGAGCAUUUGCUCCAACGAUGAGCUGACCACAGAUGAAGAGAUUGACGGAGCCACCGCCUCGGCGCGUAAGGAAGUAAUCCGGAACAAGAUCCGAGCAAUCGGGAAGAUGGCCAGGGUAUUCUCUGUCCUGAGAGAGGAGAGUGAGAGUGUCUUGACGCUGAAGGGCCUGACCCCCACUGGCAUGCUGCCCAGCGGGGUCCUGUCCGGGGGCAGGGAGAAGCUGCAGAACGCUACUGUUGAGGCUAUUGAGGCUGACCAAGCUAUCAAAGGCUUCUCACCCCAACACAAGAUCACGAGCUUCGAGGAGGCCAAGGGCCUAGACCGUAUCAACGAGAGGAUGCCCCCCCGGCGUGAUGCACUGCCCUCCGAUGCCAGCCUCAACUCCCUCAAUCGUGCCCUCUCCCCUGAGAGCAACGGUACUGAUGCCAAGGGUGGGGUCAGUGGCAACAUCCAGUGAUGGCAUCGAUCACCUUGGCUGCGGGGCCUGAUGGGGGGGCAGGGGGCACUCUGGCCCACUCCCCACCCACCUUGCUGCGGGGCGGAGUAGUAGGCGCCCGCAAGUUUUGCAGGGUCAAGGGACUGAGAGGGAGGGAUGACAGAGGGAUGCACGGAGAACAUUACAAUGUUAUUAAAAACUAAUUUUGGUGGCAUGUCUCUUCUUAGACUUUGGAUAUGCCUUUAAAAAAAUGCUUGUAGAAACGUGAAGAAAAAAAAAAGGUUUUGCUGGUUAAUUGCUCUAUGAAUCGAUUGUUGGGGGAUGAACCUGAUUGUGUGCUGCAUCUAGAGAGAGAAGUCAAAGGGUGUGUGGAAAGACCUUUGCUCAAUUACUGGAUAUGGAAAUUUUGUCUAUCUUCUUACUAACUCUUGUACGUUUACAAAAUACAGCACUAAAAAAUGGACAGAACAUAAGUUUUUAACAUAUAAGGGUGUACAAACUAAAUAGGGACUAUUUAUUGAUGAUAACUUUUUUUUUGCUACUCUUAUUAUAAAAAAAAAAAGCUCAAAAUAAAUUAGGCAGUCUUAAAAAAGAAGAAUGUUGCAACAUUGUUAAAAUGCCAAAAAAGGAAAGUUUUAUCGUUUUGUACAGAUUAUGCUUACCUCAGGUUUUUUGUGUGCUUUUGGCUAAACAACUCAGUAAUGGGUACCAUUUCCUUGGAGUUUAAUGACUGGAAAUUACACGUGUCUUUCCUUUGCAGAUUUUUUUUUUUUUUUGUGUUAUUUCAUUUUGUUGGGGGAUAGAAGUAUUGAAUGUGGCUUGCUGGUAUUCUGCAUCAAUGAGUGAUAAAUGUUUUUCUUUUAAUUCUGGUGAGAAGAAACACCCUUAUAAUGCUCGGUGCAAAGCAUCUAUA
Scleropages formosus (Asian bonytongue) is the source of this 2711-nucleotide messenger RNA. RefSeq names its product serine/threonine-protein phosphatase 2B catalytic subunit alpha isoform-like. The transcript has 14 exons. The record is from RefSeq and is a predicted model, not a curated record. Gene Ontology annotation, biological process: calcineurin-mediated signaling. Gene Ontology annotation, molecular function: calmodulin-dependent protein phosphatase activity. NCBI's taxonomy places the organism in Eukaryota, Metazoa, Chordata, Actinopteri, Osteoglossiformes, Osteoglossidae. Bases 254 to 1819 code for a protein of 521 amino acids.